Sinocyclocheilus grahami is the source of this 2110-nucleotide messenger RNA. Its product is annotated as chromosome transmission fidelity protein 8 homolog. Gene Ontology annotation, cellular component: Ctf18 RFC-like complex. The record is from RefSeq and is a predicted model, not a curated record. The coding region runs from base 157 to 531 and encodes 124 amino acids. NCBI's taxonomy places the organism in Eukaryota, Metazoa, Chordata, Actinopteri, Cypriniformes, Cyprinidae. Gene Ontology annotation, biological process: mitotic sister chromatid cohesion. The transcript has 4 exons.
ACUUUUAUUUUGAAAUGUAACUCGCACUGGCGGGAAACUUGUGUGUCUGUCAGCAGAAGAUCAUGUACAACAACGGAUCUGAGAAAUGAGAAGGUCCACAGAGCAGGAAGAAUUGUGUGAUUUGUGAGUCCUGACACAGAGGAAACCGAUAAAGGAAUGGUUCAAAUAGUCAUCUCGAGUAAAGCUGGUGAAGGUCCAGCUGAAUGGCUGCUGGUGGAGUUGCAGGGAGAAGUUGUGUCCAGACAGAAUACUGGACUUGCAGGAAAUCUGAUGGGAGACCUGCACUAUACAAAAGAGGGUGUACCGGUGCUAAUAGUCGGACAUCACAUCCUUUAUGGCAAACAGGUCAAACUGGAGAAGCCCUUUGCUGUUCUGAUGAAGCACUCUGGACUCCCUCGGGAUGAAGAGGAAACGAUGGAAACCAACCAAGAGAACCCAACAUCUUACACUGUUUCCGCCCUCAUCAAAAAGAAGCUCAUCUUUAAAACCCGACCCAAACCCAUCAUCACUAAUGUGCCAAAGAAGGUAUAACUUAUGUUCAGAUAUUAGAGGCUGACUGUUCGGCACAGAAUUCUAGAUUUGUAACCAAAUGUGAAUGUAAAUGUUGUUUUGAAUGGUGGAUUAGUAUCUUUGUACAUUGUUGUCAGGAAUGAGUAAUUGACAAUAACAUUGAACAAAUAUAAAUAUUCUAAGUAAUGGGCCUACCGUGAAUUUGAAAAUCAGAAAAGAAAGAAAAAGCUCACUUUUGAAUGGACAUUUAUUGUAUCAAAACAUCAGUUACAAGUGUUUGCAAAAAUAAUUACAUGAGAAAUGUCCAAAUUUAAAGAAUCCAGCUUCUUUUGCAUGUACAUAAAUACAUAAAACAUAAUAUGGAAAGUUCAUGUGAGAUUAAAAAGACCAUGAUGGCCAUUUCUAGGUAUUGUACAUUGUGGAAAUACAGGUUAGCUGUGACACACAGACUAAAUGGUGGCGUUUUAUCAACACUUGAAUAUUUUAUUUUGUGAGUAGACGUAAGCUGCCAGUGGCGAGCUGAAAAACAACUGUGCAUUUUGGUUAAAAACACUUAACCUCUUCUAUUAUGGAUUGUGAAUAAUUUAUUAUUCUCUAAUCUGUAGUUUUAUGAAAAUAACUUGGCAUGUUUUCCAUAAAAUAUAGAUUCCUAGGAAAAUGUGUCAGGAUUCUUGCAUGUUUAAAAUAUCUUUGAAUUUUACAUUCCAAAAAUAUAUAUUACUUUACAAUAAACUUGUAGAAUGUAUGAUCUAGUUUUCACUGAUAAAUCAUUUUUAAGCCCCACACUCUGUUCCUGAGGAGCAUAUCAGUCUUAAAAGUUUGGCACCCAGUCUAAUACUGAAUUGCAUAAAAUCUGAAAAACACACAAAUGUGAACAAUGCAAUUCCAAGUUUGAUUGUAAACAUGAUAUAGCUCUGGUUUCAUAAUUGCAUUGUCAUCAGAGUCAUCAUCUUAUAUUUGCAGCCUUAAAGGACGCUGCAGUCCACAUCAGUUCACUUUUAAGACACAGUUAUCACAUGUAAUGCACAAGCAAAAGUGUUUCAUAAACUCAAAGCUUCUCUCUAAACUUGCACACAUAUGCACACUAGCCUCAGUGUUUAGAUCUCUGCCAGAGUUGAAUGUGUGUUUUGGGGGGAAGGGAGCAGAAAAUGUUAGUGUUCGCAUUCAUGGCGAACUGCUACUGAAGUAAAUCUACUAAUUGUUGCAUGGGUGGGCUGAGGGUGGAAAAACAGCCCACUGUACACCUUUGAUUCAUAUAUAGUAAUCUUUAAAACCACCUAACUUUGCAUACCAUAAAUGAGUUACUUCAGUUCACUUUUUUGUAUUUGUCUCUCUAGGUAACUGAACAUCUUAAUUAAACUAAUGGGAAUAAAAAGUUUGUGUUACAGGAAAGGGUCGUAAGAAUUUGCAAAGGUGGUCAGAUUCUGUAACAUCUGGCUAACAUGCAGAAUUAGCUAACAUACACUUUUUUUUAAAUCAAUAAUCAGUUUGGGGUGAGAAAAAGCAGUAAAUAUCAUGACAUCACAAGUCCACAUGCCUCUUAUGUUAAAAAUGAUCUCAACAGGUAAUGAAGCAUGAAUGAAAUGUUAUUAAAUUAUAA